This is a messenger RNA of Thalassophryne amazonica, 1203 nucleotides long. RefSeq names its product splicing factor 3a, subunit 2 (gene sf3a2). Gene Ontology annotation, cellular component: nucleus; U2-type prespliceosome; U2 snRNP. The coding region runs from base 91 to 972 and encodes 293 amino acids. Lineage: Eukaryota; Metazoa; Chordata; Actinopteri; Batrachoidiformes; Batrachoididae. The record is from RefSeq and is a predicted model, not a curated record. Gene Ontology annotation, molecular function: zinc ion binding; nucleic acid binding. Gene Ontology annotation, biological process: spliceosomal complex assembly. The transcript has 7 exons.
GAAAGCAGGUGGUUGUGUCUUUAUAAUUUUCGGGGGCCAACUGGAUAAACAGGUAUCAGUGUGUCUGUCUGAGUCCAUUGUCCCACAAAGAUGGAUUUCCAGCACAGAGCUGGUGGUAAGACGGGUAGCGGUGGGGUGGCAUCUGCCUCUGAGAGUAACCGUGAUAGGCGAGAACGGUUACGUCAGCUUGCUCUUGAGACCAUUGACAUUAACAAGGACCCAUACUUUAUGAAGAACCACUUAGGAUCAUAUGAGUGCAAACUUUGUCUGACACUUCAUAAUAAUGAGGGCAGCUACCUGGCUCAUACUCAAGGAAAGAAACAUCAAACCAAUUUAGCACGGAGAGCAGCCAAAGAGGCAAAAGAAGCUCCAGCUCAGCCAGCUCCAGAGAAAGUGAAGGUUGAAGUGAAGAAGUUUGUCAAAAUUGGUCGACCAGGAUACAAAGUUACCAAACAGAGGGACCCAGAGACUGGACAACAAUCUCUACUUUUCCAGAUUGAUUACCCAGAGGUUGCUGAAGGAAUUGGGCCCAGGCAUCGUUUCAUGUCUGCUUAUGAACAGCGCAUUGAGCCCCCUGAUCGACGCUGGCAGUAUUUGCUUUUGGCUGCUGAGCCAUAUGAGACGAUUGCCUUCAAGGUCCCGAGUAGAGAAAUUGAUAAAGCAGAGAACCGUUUCUGGACACACUGGAACAGGGAAACUAAGCAGUUCUUCCUGCAGUUUCAUUUCAAACUGGAGAAAGCCAUUUCUCAGGCCACUGGACCAGUCCCUCCAGCAGGUGUGAAACGCGCCCCUCCUCUUACGAGUGGUGUCACAACUCAUGAGAAUAUGCCCCCUCCCCCACCUGGAGGAAUGUCUGUCCCUCCUCUUCCUCCUGGUGCCCCAGGUACCGCACAGAUACCCAGUCAGAUGGCCCUGCCCCCAAUGCCAAUGAGGCCACCGCCUCCCGAAGGCAUUGUUGUAUCCAAUAACUGACCCCCUCCCCUACAUUUUUACAAAUGUUAAAAGGUUCAUGUUUAGUAGGUUUUAGACAUUUUUUUUGCCUUUUUUUUUUUUUUUUAAAUCUUCAGGGAAGUCUUGAAUUGGAACAGCAUAAAUGUAACCACAUGGUUUUGUAUGAAUGUUUCAUUAAUAACAGUUGGUUUUGGUCAGAAAUAGACCAGCUAUUAAAAUUCUGGUUUUGCAAUUAAAUGAUAUGGAGAGAAA